Messenger RNA from Exophiala spinifera, 1152 nucleotides. RefSeq lists its product as uncharacterized. NCBI's taxonomy places the organism in Eukaryota, Fungi, Ascomycota, Eurotiomycetes, Chaetothyriales, Herpotrichiellaceae. Bases 1 to 1152 code for a protein of 383 amino acids. The transcript has a single exon. Gene Ontology annotation, cellular component: lysosome. The record is from RefSeq and is a predicted model, not a curated record. Gene Ontology annotation, molecular function: thiolester hydrolase activity; palmitoyl hydrolase activity.
AUGCAGCUCCAGUCGAUAACCACCCUUCUGGCUCUCCCCGCUGCAGCCUUGUCCUUCGCUUGGCCACCAUCAACAGCCGAGGACUUCCUGCAAGUCCUGCCCGACGAUAACAAGAUCCCACUCUCUCCUCAACUCGCCAUCACCCCGGAAGUCGCCAAAGAGUCUCCCAAGACACAAGUUGUUACACUCACCAGAGUCGGUCCACAAUUUGGCGCAUUUCCUGCGAAGCCUGUUGGCGAAGAAACCGACGACACUCCUCUGCCCGUGGUGAUCUGGCACGGCCUGGGCGAUUCGGCAGACGCAGAGGGACUGAAAGAGAUCGCCACCCUGGUUGAACAGGUCCAUCCCGGGACGUACACAUACCUCAUUUCCGCCACGGGCGCGGCAGGUUCGGAAGACCGACAAGCGUCGUUUUUCGGCAACGUCACCGAAGAGCUCGACUUCGUCUGCCACGCGCUGGCCGGAGACAAGAUCCUGGCGACGGCGCCCGCGAUCGACGCGAUCGGAUUCAGCCAGGGAGGUCAGUUCUUGAGAGGAUACGUCGAGCGCUGCGGCGGCUGGGCCCCCAAGGUGAGGUCACUCCUCACGUUCGGCAGCCAGCACAACGGCAUCGCCGAGUUCCAGAAAUGCGCCAGCUCCGGGGACUGGAUGUGCCACAUCGCCAACUCGCUCCUGAAGAGCGGCACGGUGUGGUCGGACUUCGUGCAGUCCCGGCUCGUGCCGGCGCAGUACUACCGCGACACGAACGACUACGAGAACUAUCUCGAGCACUCCAACUUUCUUGCCGACAUCAACAAUGAGCGCGAGGAGAAGAACGCCACGUACGCGGAGAACCUGGCCGCGCUGGAAAAGUUUGUCAUGAUCCUGUUCAACGGCGACCGGACGGUCAUCCCCAAGGAGACAGGGUGGUUCGCCGAGGUCAAUUUGACGAGCAACGCCGUGACCGAGUUGAGGGACAGACCCAUCUACAAGGAGGACUGGAUCGGGUUGAAGAAGCUGGACGAGAAGGGUGGAUUGGACUUUAUCGGUCUGGAGGGAGACCACAUGCAGUUGGUCGACGACGACCUGGUGGGUCUCUUUGCAAAGUAUUUUGGUCCUGCUGGGAAGAAGUUUGUGCCAUUGUCAUUGCCGUUGCCAGAGUUGGAGCUGUGA